AUUGUCAAAUUACUCUGGGAAAAAGCUCGACUUAAAAAGCGCUUUAAGCCCCACGAUGGAUAAAUUAGCGAAUUACGGGAGCGAUGAUGAUUACGAGGACUCCCCUAAACAUCGGAAAUCGGAGCUGCCGUCAACUAUGGGGGCCCCAAAAUCUCGCCAACAAGAAGCCGAUGUCAACUACGAGGAGGUCCAAAUGGAUAUGAGUGAGGUAAUGUUUAAGAAAAUCGAUUAAAAAGAUUAAUGAGUAAAUAAAAUAAUGAAAGGGUUUGGAUUUAAAAAUAUUAAAUUAAAAAAAAAGAAAAGUGAGGUUAUGUUAGGUUAAAUUAAUAAAUUUAAAGCAAAAAAUACGCGAUUUCGUUUACAAUUUCGUUUAAGAUCUAUGAUAUUAACAUUUUUAAUAUAUUAUAAAGAAUUUGUGGUCACGAGACUCGAUUUCGACGUUCAAGCGACGACUACGAAAAAACGGGUUAAGAUCCUGACAACUGCCCGGACAGCGACUCAUCAAACGGUAUGAACAACAAAAAACGAUCCCGCCACCGCUCCCCAAGCCCUCGGAACCGCCACGAUCGCGAUAAUCGGGAUAGAGGCCGCCGAGAUGAUCAUCGGAGGGAAAAAGAAACGAAAUAUAACCGACAUAGAGAUGAUCGGUACUCAUCGUCGAGGUACUCAAGAGAUAAAAACCGCGAUGAAAACCGUUCGAGAAGGAGAUCCCCGAGCCACGAAAGAAGGAGCAGAUCCCCUUCGCGAAGAAACGAUUAUCGAAACAAAAAGAAUGAUCGGAAAUAUGACAAAAAGUACGAGGGGGCACCCAAAGUUAAUGUUGCAAUAGAAAAAAAUCAAAUAAAAAGCCCUCAAGGUUAUGUUAAAAAUGAGGUUGUUGAGAAAAAGGUGGAAACUGAGAAGGACAGGUUUUUCAUGCCGGGGAUUACGGGGCGUUUCCGCGAUCAAAUCGAAAGGAGGAAAUUAUUGUGGCAAAAAAAAGAUCAAAAUCAAGAAAAACCCAUCCCUGCAGCAUCAUCUUCGUCAUCAUCUUCAUCGACGAGCACGAAAGUUUGGCAAACGACUACGUUCGCGCAAGAUACCGAUGGAAAAGUUGCAAGCAAAUUUAAACGAUUAAUGGGGAUUAAAGAGCAACAAGCGGAUCAAGGAAAGAAUCCCGGUGAAAACGUUAUGAAACGACAAGAAGAAAUGUUUAGUUCCAUGGAGCAACAAUACGAAGUGGCGAGAACGGCUACCCACACAAUGCGCGGAGUCGGAUUGGGAUUUGGAAGUUAUCAAAGAUAAAUGAAAUUUUUAAUUUAAACCAGGAAUUGACACCAAAAACUAAGUUUUUUGUGGUUAAAAAGUUUUCCGUUAAAUUGUAGCGAUUUAUGUGUGUUACUAUGUAAUAAUAACUAAAAAAAGAAGUAAUAUUUGAUUAAAGUAAGUCAAUAAGGACCUAUUAAAGGUAGUUUUGUAAAUAAAAUGAUUUUAAAAUU
Onthophagus taurus is the source of this 1478-nucleotide messenger RNA. Lineage: Eukaryota; Metazoa; Arthropoda; Insecta; Coleoptera; Scarabaeidae. The record is from RefSeq and is a predicted model, not a curated record.